GUUUUCCUUUCCGAUGGUGCAUGUAUAUGACUUGACAAUUACGGCACCUCUUCGAAUAUAAUAUUUUUAUAAACAGAAAAGACUAACCACUAACAAUUGUUACUCGCAAAAGGUUUAAGAAAAGUCGAAAACAUGAGUGCUGCUGGUGUUUCUAUUGAGUCGCUAGACAAAGAUCAAAUUAAAACGUUUUCAGAUUUUCUUCUUUCGUACAAUAAACUCUCUGAACUUUGUUUCGCUGAUUGUGUAACUGAUUUCACAGCCAGAAGUGUGAAACCAACUGAGGAAAAGUGUGCACUGAACUGCAUGGAGAAGUACCUGAAAAUGAACCAGAGAAUAUCCCAACGUUUCCAAGAAUUCCAAAUGUUGGCCAACGAAAAUGCGAUGGCAAUGGUACAGAAGGCUGGAUCGUCCGGUUAAUUUUGUCGAUUUUAUUAUAGGAAAUUUGCGUUGAAUUAGAACUUGUUUAAAUGAAA
This is a messenger RNA of Bradysia coprophila, 473 nucleotides long. RefSeq names its product translocase of inner membrane 9 (gene Tim9a). Lineage: Eukaryota; Metazoa; Arthropoda; Insecta; Diptera; Sciaridae. The record is from RefSeq and is a predicted model, not a curated record.